Messenger RNA from Bufo gargarizans (Asiatic toad), 1042 nucleotides. RefSeq lists its product as uncharacterized. Bases 50 to 658 code for a protein of 202 amino acids. NCBI's taxonomy places the organism in Eukaryota, Metazoa, Chordata, Amphibia, Anura, Bufonidae. The record is from RefSeq and is a predicted model, not a curated record. The transcript is spliced from 4 exons.
GUAAUAGCUGGAAGCAUUCGCUCGCGGGUUCCAGAGUUCUGGUAUAAGAAUGGAUAGUGACUCGCAUCAAGUAUCAUCGAGUGCGUCAACGACAAGAGCUGAAAAAUUGGAAUGGAUAAAAAAGCGUCUCCAAGAAAAAUAUGGUUGUCCUGACAAUUCAGAACCCUGUUUUCCUGAAAACCCCACUAGACCCUCAAACUCGGAGGCCAACGUUGAAAUUGAAGAGUCGGACUACAGACUUGGAAAUAAGCUAUGGUGUACUUGUAACAAUUGUGAACCAAUGCCAACGCCAGUCGAAUCAAUAUGCUGCCAAGAAGUCUCAAAUAUUGAACCUUAUUUAGAAGAAAUGGGAUGUAUAAUCGAACAUGACUACUUUCAUCAAUUCUGUCAAGAUCGAGGAAAAGUGGAGGUGUCGAUGAGGUCAAUAGGUCAAGUGUUGCAUCCACCCCCGGACAAAGAUUUGAACAGGCUACUCAGAAAAACAGCUUAUCGUGGGUUCACAGCUUGGAUACAUGGCUAUCUUGGCGUGGCCAAAAGAAGACCAAUUCCUUCUUGUGCUGUUUCCGUCAUAAGAAAAGUUUUCCCUGACCCAGAGCAGGAUUAUUGUGGGUUUCUGAUGUUUAGAGAAGAGCCAGCGGAGUAUCUUGCCAUGGAGUAGAUAAAGGGCAUCUGUCAUCAUAAUUGAACCUAUUACAGUGGCUGACCUGUUACGUGUGCACUUGUUCAAUGAAUCCAUAUAUACUCGUUCCUUGAUUUUUUUUAUUUGUCCAAAAUUCACCAACGAAUUAUGUUGUACUACACGCAAAUGAGACUAUAUUUGCAACAUUUGGGUCGUCGUUAGACCUCUGCUCUCAUCAUGGAUGCGGAACGGGACACCUUGGAAGCACUACCUUACUGGUUCAGGCGGGUUUCGUCCUAUACUUACGGUCGGAUCGUGGACCCAUUAAAGUAAAUCGAUCCGCUGCAUGGCAAUGGGGCACACACGUUCUUGUAAACUAGGACUAACAGCGACGACCAUGUUUCUUAUAGAGAUUUUUUUCUG